ACAUACGAGCGACGUCUGUUACGUCUCUGCAAAGCCUUCCUAGUAGCCAGAUACUUCACCGAUUUGUUUGGUCGAGUAACUACAAUCAUGGGCAAUUGUGGUAGUUCCAUCGACUGUACUGCGUGCAUUAGAGACCGGUGGGGGACCAAAGGAUGGGAACCAAAGUGCCCAUCACAAAGAAAGGUCAAUGCAGACAUCGCAGGUAUUGGGAUCCUCGUAUCAUUCUACUUCAGCGCCUUGGCUGUCUUCGUGGUGGUGAUCCGGGGGUACCUAACCUCGACCUUGCCUUCGGGUCUGCUACAGUCAACUGAUCAGCAUGCAAUUACAAUACUGAAGGGCCCAUUCAGGCGAAAAGGGCGCCACGAUAGCGCGGAAAUUGCCAUAUUCAUACAGACGCCAAAACAACAAAGCCGCAGCCAUGUUCUUGUCAAAUUCAUCAAGAUGCUUAGCGACCAACAGCUUAUAACGGGAAUCUCAAUACUGAUUGCUGCGCUUUCAGGUAGAUGUGCUAUAUCUCAGAAUGAAUGGCAUAUCGUUACGUCGCUGGCUUAUUUUUCAGCUACGACGCACAGCUUGUCACUUGAUGUACUGCGAAAUCACCUAGCCCAUCACAGAUGGGUCAGGUAUUGUCGCGUAGCUUUCACGCUUGUGUUUCUGAUUCUGUUCACGUUCACCUUUCUCGUGGAUAAUCUCCGAGAGGGCUACAGCAGCAAAAUAGUCCAAUGCACGUUGGAGGAGUGGACAUCGGAUCCCGGGCUUAUGAGUGUCAUCCGGCUCGUAACCCAGAUUAUUCCUAUACUGACAAUCUUAUGGGGAAAACAUAUCUCGGCCAUAGCUCGACUAGCUGCUCCGGAAGUCGCUUACCAACGUCAUGUCACCGCUACCCUAAUGGAUCGCAUAUUCAUGUAUCUCUGGAGCCGAUCGAAACCCCCCUCCGAAAUGGAGUUGGCAAGCAUCAUCGCAGAUGCCCGUCUUGACUAUGAUACUAGAAUGAAACCACCGUGUGAUACGGCAAAGAUAUCUGUUUGGUAUUUUCUUGAGCAAUAUCAUGAAGCGUAUCUCUCUGAGAUCCCCGUGUGGGCUUUCCAAUUCGUUUUCGGGACGGCAAAUACGAUUUCUGCGGUAUUAGUAGCCGACGUCUACCCAUCGAGCGAUGCAGGGAUGCUUGGCUUUGGUCAAGUCGUUGCGAUCGGUUUGCUCGUUCUUCCAUUGCUUGCUCUAGUUGAAAUCAUAAACGAACAAACCGCGUUGGACAGCUCCCUUUCCUUAUCAACACAGGGUAGUUUGCACCAGAUCGAUAUCGCAAACACUUCAUCUCCGAACCUUACCGCAUCCGAGCCGCUGAUCGAGCCAUCCGUCCGCGUGCAGGGUGAUGGCGUGAGCGGGUCUGGUCACAUUGCGAAUUCGCUCCCAUCUAAGGCGGACAGGAAAGUCGCGACUCGAUCUUUGGUUCUUUGUGCAUCAUCUACAGCACUAAUGAUUUUCGUGGGGGGUGCGGAUUUCGUCCAGCUAUACAUGCUGCUGGGCAUCGUUCCAGCAUGGGCGCUAUCAAAACUGACCAUCGCUUUGAGACGUCAAAUUCACCAGGCUCGAUUCGUAUGGAAAGAGAUGAAAUCACGCAAGACUAAGAAAACUUCCUUACAGGCGUCUCCGAUGGCGCAUAGCACGUCUGGAGAUAGCACAUCGCACAACCCACCACGACUGCCUUCCCUGGAUAUGUCCGACAACCAGCGCGAAAAUGCACACAUCACUGCGACAGAAACGAGCCCGACAUUCGAACGACCUCGCAGGCAGGAUACUGAAGCUAGCCUUGGUUUGAACGCACUGUUCAACAGGCAAGACGGGAGUUCUUGAUCGCCAGGCGGCCCAAAAUAUGGGGUUUCUUUUAUCGCACGCAUGUUAGGCGGCCCUUGAACUAUAGUGAUGCGACGAUGGGUCUGGGGUACAUGCUGAACGUAGCGACCUGCAGUACCACCAUCACCCUCCGGUACAUCUCAGCCCAACCUGCACGGCUGAUCUCUAAUACCGCUCCCCGCCUUCACGAUCUUUUCAGUCGACUAUGUAGGCGCUUGCGGCCGACUUCUCAGCAUAUGCUUAGGGACUACAAUCAGACAAGGCUGAGUCAUAAUACAAUUCAUCAAUACACACCACCAAGCAUUAAAAGCUCUCAAGCA
Alternaria rosae is the source of this 2174-nucleotide messenger RNA. RefSeq lists its product as uncharacterized. The transcript has 3 exons. The coding region runs from base 88 to 1854 and encodes 588 amino acids. NCBI's taxonomy places the organism in Eukaryota, Fungi, Ascomycota, Dothideomycetes, Pleosporales, Pleosporaceae. The record is from RefSeq and is a predicted model, not a curated record.